Moneuplotes crassus is the source of this 1108-nucleotide messenger RNA. Lineage: Eukaryota; Ciliophora; Spirotrichea; Euplotida; Euplotidae. The record is from the annotation of a GenBank genome assembly.
AUGGAAAAACUCCUUAAAGCCAGGAGCAAGCCGAAGCCUGCAUCUUCGAAAGCUCUGAGCCACUUCAAGAAGUUCAAAAUUACCCGUGAUUUUAUUAAAAAACUAAAGAAACGAAGGGAUAAAACAAAGAAGGAUGAGAAGCGAAAUCAUAAUAUCUUGCCUGAUUCUGAACAUCAUAUUAAAAGGAUGAUAAAUGAGGCAAUGAUAGCUAUAAACAUCCCUCAUGCCCAAGAAAUGAUCGGUAGAAAGGAAAUAAUCCAAAUAGCAUCCGUAAUGGGUGUUGAUAUCUCAAGGCUCCAAGCAACCGAGAUCAUCCUUAGAGCUAGAGGUCCCAGACUAGAAGAAAAUCGUAGUUGAAAUCUUGAUGAAAUUGUCUCAUGGUUUAAAGAAAAUUUAAAGCUUCUUCGCCCAAAAUAAAAAGAUUAUUCACAAAAGUAUCCAUCUUGAGUCAUCUAGAGCAGACACUCUCGCAGAUUCUCGGCAAAAGUUUUCUGUGUAUUCAUCAAAUUCUCAACGAAGAAGACGUGAAAACUUCUCUACAGAACCAAGGAUUCAUCGAAGGAUUAAUAGUUUCUUUGAUACUAAGUCAACUAUGCCGAACAAGCUCAGAAAAAUGGGAAUAAAUAACAUCCACAAAAAUCAAAAUUUCAAGAAGAUUUCCAAUGAACAUUUGUUAAAUAUUACCGAAGUGCCCUCACAAAAGAAGAAGACCAAUAGUUUCCUUUCAAGUAUCGAGGAGAAGAUGCUAAAGACCCAGAUCCAACAAAGUGAGGCUGCUGCUAGAAGAUCUCGUAUCUAUCUCUCGGAAACCAGAAGGAAAUAACAUCAAGGAGUACAAAUAACAAACUAAAAAACAUGAUAAACGAAACAGCUCGUACAAGUGCAAACUCUGCUUUAAGGCUGAGUAAGCUCCUAGCGAGACCGUAUUUUGAAAAAGUAAGAGUAUUUAGCCUAAACUCUUCCUUAAACUCCAAUACUAAUUUCAGAAUUAAAAGUAAAAAUAGUGGAGUUCGAGGAUCCAACGCUCCAUGCUAAAUAAAGAGGCUUAAAACCCUCUAUGACUUCCAGAAAGUCCAAAUAAGAAGUUUUGAAAAUUCUACCUAAAAUU